AUGGCAUCUGCACUGAAGAAAAUUGCGCUCUCCUCAACUUGUUCUUCACUGCCCUCCAUUUCCCCUCACAAGCACAAUAAUUCGAGGUUUAUUACCAGGAUAGGUCGCGAAAAUCCUCGGAAAGGCGCCGUCUUUUUCGCCUUUUCUCGCUCAUAUUCAUCUCGGGCUAUGGCUUGUGAUGUUGGAAAUGUCCAGAGGCAGAUUAGUAGUCUUGAAUCUCUCUUUUGUUACGAUAAACCGAUUCCCGAGGAAAUAAUUGAGAAACCCGUUGGUUUAUCUCUACCCGAGAAAGAUAUCGGGGAAAAUCCUCGAUGCACGAACUGUCAGACGAAAGGGGCAAUUCUUUGCGCCACUUGUUCCGGUUCGGGCUUAUAUGUGGAUUCCAUCUUGGAGAGCCAAGGAAUAAUUGUCAAAGUUCGAUGUUUAGGUUGUGGAGGAACUGGGAAUAUUAUGUGCUCCGAAUGUGGUGGCCGGGGCCACAUUUGA
Messenger RNA from Striga hermonthica, 486 nucleotides. The record is from the annotation of a GenBank genome assembly. Lineage: Eukaryota; Viridiplantae; Streptophyta; Magnoliopsida; Lamiales; Orobanchaceae.